This is a messenger RNA of Eutrema salsugineum, 1049 nucleotides long. RefSeq names its product ethylene-responsive transcription factor ERF010. Lineage: Eukaryota; Viridiplantae; Streptophyta; Magnoliopsida; Brassicales; Brassicaceae. The record is from RefSeq and is a predicted model, not a curated record. The transcript has a single exon. Gene Ontology annotation, biological process: regulation of DNA-templated transcription. The coding region runs from base 222 to 776 and encodes 184 amino acids. Gene Ontology annotation, molecular function: DNA binding; DNA-binding transcription factor activity.
CUAAAUCCAACUAACCAAAAUUCUCUCUCUCUGCUUUUCUUUUGUCGGUGAAUUUGGAUUUUUCUUUCCUCCACAUCUUUCUUUCUCUCUCCUUGCUCCGACAUAUUUAUUCUUUGUCAUCGUCUCUCUCUCUCUUCGGCGAGACCCAGACCGAGAAAGAGUUGCUAAUUCCUCAAAGCCCACCUCGAAAGUCUUUUUCUUGGGAGGGUUUAAGAUCCUCCAUGGACGGCGGCGGAGUAGCUGACGUGGCAGUCGCCGGGACGACGAGGAAGAGAGAGAGACCUUACAAAGGAAUAAGGAUGAGGAAGUGGGGAAAGUGGGUAGCGGAGAUUCGAGAGCCUAACAAGCGCUCCAGGUUAUGGCUCGGCUCUUACUCCACUCCUGAGGCGGCGGCGCGAGCUUACGACACGGCGGUUUUCUACCUCAGAGGACCUACGGCGAGACUCAACUUCCCGGAGCUUCUUCCCGGAGAGAAAUUCUCCGACGAGGACAUGUCGGCUGCGACGAUUCGGAAAAAAGCGACGGAGGUCGGUGCUCAGGUUGAUGCUUUAGGCACGGCGGUGCUAAAUAACCGCCACCGUGUUUUUGGUCAGAACCGAGAGAUUGAUAAUAAUAAGAAUUUUCAUCUUAAUUACCAAAACGGUGAGCGAGAAGAAGAAGAAGAAGAUGAUGACGAUGAUAAGAGAUUGAAGAGUGGCGGCUGGUUAUUGGAUCGGGUUGACUUGAAUAAAUUACCCGACCCGGAAAGCUCCGAUGAAGAUUGGGAAAGCAAAUAAAAAUAUAAUAUAUAAAUAUAAAUAUAUAUAUAUAUUUUGGAGCGGUGGCUGUUGCUAACGUACGCCUCGGCCGACUUCUGCGAAAUCAUUAGCGCCGUUUAUCCCUUUUUUUUUUUGCAUUACUGAAAUUUUAGGGUUUUUAGUAAUUUGUUUUGUCUUUAAUUACGGGUUUUGCGGUUUAUGGAAUUUUAGGCUAUUAUUGCUUAAAAAAUGCAAAAUGUAUAUUACUUACUCAUUGAUACUCGUUAAUGAAAUUCGCCCUAUUUCCUAUAA